GCAUGGAGGCGGCGGGCGGCCGGGCGCCGGGCGGCGGCAGGCGCAGGCGUGGUGUGGCAGGGAUGAGGAGCCGGCAGCGGAUGUUUGCUGCGGUGAUGCGCCUGCUCCUCAAGUGCCUGCGGCUGGGCCGGCGGCGGCGCUUCAAGCUGGUGCGGCAGGUGGAGCAGCUGUGGCACUACGGGCACCUCUGCCUCCGCUCCUUGCUCUACAACUCCUUCACCAACGGCGAUGUGGUGCUGGACUCCCUCUUCGAGCCUGUCUACUGGCUGGUGGACCAUGUCACCCGGUGGUUCGGCGUGGUGUUUGUGGCACUGGUGAUUGGGCUGACGAGCUCUAUUGUGGCCAUCGUGUACAUUUGCCUGCUGCCCCUCAUCCUGCAGACCUACACACCUGCCUGGAUCUGCUGGCACCUUGCCUAUGGACACUGGAACCUCAUCAUGAUUGUCUUCCAUUAUUACAUGGCCAUCACCACCUCACCAGGGCACCCACCACAGGAAAUGCAUUGCCCCCAAGCCGGCUCGCACCCACCACUGCAGCAUCUGCAACAGCCCACAGAGCUGAGGGGGUGCCUAUCCCCUCCCAAACACAGCGCUUGUGCUGGCUCUGACACUGGUGCUGCUCUCCUCCCUCUCAGGUGCGUGCUGAAGAUGGACCACCACUGCCCCUGGUUAAACAACUGUGUGGGACACUACAACCACCGCUACUUCUUCUCCUUCUGCCUGUUCAUGACCAUGGGCUGCAUCUACUGCAGCAUCAGCGGCUGGGAGAUGUUCCGGGAUGCCUAUGCAGCCAUCGAGAAAAUGAAACUGCUUGACAAGGAGAGACUGCAGGUGGCUGCCAACCAGACCUACUACCAGACCCCACCACCCAUCUUCUCCUUCCGCCAGCGAGCUUUCCACAAGAGCGUGGUCUACCUCUGGGUCCUGUGCAGCUCGGUUGCAUUGGCCCUGGGUGCCCUCACGCUGUGGCACGCUGCCCUCAUCACCCGCGGGGAAACCAGCAUUGAGCGGCACAUCAACAGGAAGGAGAGGCAGAGACUGCAGAAGAAAGGCAAGGUCUUUAGGAACCCCUACAGUUAUGGCAGCUGGGAUAACUGGAAGGUGUUCCUGGGUGUGGAUGUGCCAAGGCACUGGCUCACCCGGGUCCUGCUGCCCUCUCGUCACCCACCCUACGGGACAGGCCUGAGCUGGGACCUGCCUCCCUGCGUGACAGAGCAGCGCGCACCGCUCCUGGCCAUCUGAGGCCCAGUGCUCCUGACAUCCCACCCUGCAGGAGGGGAGCGCACAGGGGACCCGCUCCACCGCUGCGGCUCCCUUUGGCCCAAGUGCCUGGCAGAAGGCUGGUGCUGGCACACGUUGCUGACUGGAGCCAGAGCCACGGGAAACUCCAUGGACAGUGUCGGUGCCUGGAUGCCUGCCCUCUUGGCUCUUGGUGGCUGCAGGCAGCCCCGGGGGAAGGCGGCAGAGCUGCCGCUCCUCACUCCAGCUGAAGGUGCUGCCCUCACUUGUACAGGUACAGGCCAGCACAGGCCCAGCUCAGCUCUCCAGAGCGCUGGGCACAGAAGAUGGCACUCCCGUCCCCCAAGUACUCCCCAGGGAGCCUUUUAGAGACCAUCCACUAAAUACUUGGUUUUUUUAA
Molecule: messenger RNA, 1638 nt
Organism: Myiozetetes cayanensis
Lineage: Eukaryota; Metazoa; Chordata; Aves; Passeriformes; Tyrannidae
Gene: ZDHHC16
Product: zinc finger DHHC-type palmitoyltransferase 16
Exons: 11
Coding region: 3-1241 (412 amino acids)
Biological process (GO): protein palmitoylation
Cellular component (GO): Golgi apparatus
Molecular function (GO): palmitoyltransferase activity
Source: RefSeq, a predicted model, not a curated record